Molecule: messenger RNA, 459 nt
Organism: Heterobasidion irregulare TC 32-1
Lineage: Eukaryota; Fungi; Basidiomycota; Agaricomycetes; Russulales; Bondarzewiaceae
Exons: 7
Coding region: 1-459 (152 amino acids)
Source: RefSeq, a predicted model, not a curated record
AUGGAACAGGAAGAAAUUCACCUCACUAAGGUAGAGCAAUUUUUGGAUAAGGAUAUCAAUGUACCUAAUUCAGAUGAUGCAAAUGUGCUCCACAAUCAUAGGGCAUUUGCAAUAGCUGAAGAAUAUCUUGCUGUCAUCCAAAAUGCUCAACUAAUAAUAAACCUCCAUACCAUGAUGAUGGGCUAUAAUGCCUUUGCACAAAAGAUCCUUUAUAUUAGUCUCCUUGGCCCUAACUCUAUGGCCAUAGAUGGCUCUAUACCUAUAAAGGUUAUAGAAACACUGUGCCAUUGUUUUUGCAUCAAUCAUGAUUUCUAUUUCAACAAAAAUAGACAGCAUGCUAAUAAUAUCAACUACAAAACAAAAUUCAAUCCUCGUAAGGGAAUCCUCCUCUUGUAUAGAAAGAGUAUUGGCAGUGAGACUAGAGACAAUAGAGAGGUUGGUGUUAAGGAUGAAGACUAG